Molecule: messenger RNA, 1870 nt
Organism: Condylura cristata (star-nosed mole)
Lineage: Eukaryota; Metazoa; Chordata; Mammalia; Eulipotyphla; Talpidae
Gene: IRF4
Product: interferon regulatory factor 4
Exons: 10
Coding region: 1-1488 (495 amino acids)
Biological process (GO): immune system process; regulation of transcription by RNA polymerase II
Cellular component (GO): nucleus
Molecular function (GO): RNA polymerase II cis-regulatory region sequence-specific DNA binding; protein binding; DNA-binding transcription factor activity, RNA polymerase II-specific
Source: RefSeq, a predicted model, not a curated record
AUGGUUUUACCUGAAAUUGCCAGCACACACGGCCUGGGCAUCCAAGAGCCCUGGCGCCACGUCAAGGUGCCGCCGCGGUCCAAGGUGAGCCGAAAUCCAGAAGCAAUCGAGCUCUGGCAACCUGGGGACCCGCCCCCCUCUGUCGCGUGGCCGCCUGCAAACUUGGGGGCCAGCACUGAGCCCUGCCUCAGCGCCCAGCGCGCUGCCAGUGAGCCUGUGGACCCCAGUUCAUGCGACUGUAUCACCUUCUCCAAAAACCGGCCAGGGGUGGCAGGUGGCAUGGGGAAGCACAACCCCCAGGCUUUCUUCGCCACCUGUAUUUUAACGUUCCUCCCUCUUCACGCACAGGCGUGGGCAUUAUUCAAAGGCAAGUUUCGAGAAGGCAUAGACAAACCCGACCCCCCGACCUGGAAGACCCGCCUGCGGUGCGCCUUGAACAAGAGCAAUGACUUCGAGGAGCUGGUGGAGAGAAGCCAGCUGGACAUCUCCGACCCCUACAAAGUCUACAGAAUUGUUCCUGAGGGGGCCAAAAAAGGAGCAAAGCAGAUCAACCUGGAAGACCCGCAGAUGGCCAUGAGCCACCCGUACACCAUGAGCAGUCCAUACACCUCCCUCCCGGCGCAGCAGGUCCAUAACUACAUGAUGCCUCCGCACGAUCGAAGCUGGAGGGAGUACGUCCCUGACCAGUCGCAUCCUGAAAUCUCCUAUCAGUGCCCUGUGCCAUUUGGGCCCCGCAGCCACCACUGGCAAGGCCCAGCAUGUGAAAACGGUUGCCAGGUGACAGGAACCUUUUAUGCUUGUGCCCCGCCUGAGUCCCAGGCUCCCGGGAUCCCCAUAGAGCCAAGCAUAAGGUCUGCUGAAGCCUUGGCUCUCUCAGACUGCCGACUCCACAUCUGCCUGUACUACCGCGAGAGCCUGGUGAAGGAGGUAACCACGACCAGCCCUGAAGGCUGUCGGAUCUCCCACGGCCACACCUUUGACGUCAGUAACCUGGACCAGGUCCUCUUCCCCUACCCAGAAGACAACGGCCACAGGAAAAACGUUGAGAAACUGCUGAGCCACCUGGAGAGGGGCGUGGUCCUCUGGAUGGCCCCCGACGGACUUUACGCCAAAAGACUGUGUCAGAGCCGGAUCUACUGGUCCGGGCCCCUGGCCCUGUGCAGUGACAGACCCAACAAGCUGGAGAGAGACCAGACCUGCAAGCUCUUCGACACACAGCAGUUCCUAUCAGAGCUGCAAGCAUUUGCUCACCAUGGCCGGCCCCUGCCAAGAUUCCAGAUCACUCUGUGCUUUGGGGAGGAGUUUCCAGACCCUCAGAGGCAGAGGAAGCUCAUCACUGCUCAUGUUGAACCUCUUCUGGCCAGACAGCUGUAUUAUUUUGCUCAACAAAACAGUGGACACUUCUCAAGAGGCUAUGAGUUGCCUGAACACAUCAGCAGCCCUGAGGAUUAUCACAGAUCUAUCCGCCAUUCCUCUAUUCAAGAAUGAAAACUUCGACGACAUGACGUAGCCCCCCACACAGUAGCCUUCCAGCCAUGACAGUAAAAAGACAAGUGCUUUUGCUUCCUUGUAAAUAUCUGACUGAGAAGAACAGCCAACUGAACCCCCUCUUUUUCUUUUGAGGAACUUGGAAAUUAGGGCUUCAGUCCGACUGUUGAGGAGAAUAUCAACAAAAGUAUCUCUGGGCAAUAUCUGCAGGAAAUGGACAGAUGGGCUGAUCCCUGAAACAGGAUGGUCUUCAGGGCUGGCUGCGGCCCUCCCGUCCUUGACGGUAACUGUGAAAAUUGACCAAAGGGUGUGUUUACAUUUACUCAAAUGCUGUUAUUAAUUUGAUAUGGAUUCUUGCUGGUGUGAAAAUGAGAAACCUUGU